Messenger RNA from Beta vulgaris subsp. vulgaris (sugar beet), 1876 nucleotides. RefSeq lists its product as uncharacterized. The transcript is spliced from 9 exons. Lineage: Eukaryota; Viridiplantae; Streptophyta; Magnoliopsida; Caryophyllales; Amaranthaceae. The coding region runs from base 984 to 1397 and encodes 137 amino acids. The record is from RefSeq and is a predicted model, not a curated record.
UUGCUCAACACCGCCCUUUUCAAGUUCAGUUACAGUUGCCACUUGUUGUGUUUCCCUCACCAUUACUACCUCCGGUUCCCUUUCUACCUUCGGCUCUCAUCUCCGACGGCAAUUCGCAAUUCGCAAUUCGCACAUUCAUUCGGCCAGUGACAAAUUCCAUUGCAGCAGACAAAUUCAUUCGGCCCGUGACAAAUUCAUUCGGCCCGUGACGAAUUCGCAAUUUCAAUCUACCUAGCAACCGUUUUGGGAGAAAUCGACUACUACAAUCGCCUUUGUUACCAGCAAUUUACAGGGUGGCUGCUUCUUUUCAAGAAGCAUGGCUGCUCAAGACUGCAACGAGAACAUUCAAGGAAGUCAUAGGACAAGGAGGGUUUGGUGCUGUUUACAAGGAUAUUCUGGCAGAUGAGAGAGUAGUUGCGGCGAAGAAACUUGGAGAUGUUGUUCAAGGAGAGGAAGAAUUUUGGGCAGAAGUGAGCACAAUUGGUAAAAUCAACCAUAUGAAUCUAGCUAGAAUGUGGGGUUUUUGUUCCGAUAGAGAGCAUAAUUAUUUCUGUAUUCAAGUUGCUUUGGACCAUAAUUACUCACACCACUGCUUGAAUCAAUCCUUGCAAUAAAAAAUUCAUACCAUGACCAACAUCAUUUAGAGAAGAUUAUGCCGAUCACAAAUCACAUGGAUUCAGGAGCAGAUUAUGCCAAUCACAAAUCACAUGGAUUAACUUGACAUAGUUAAUUUUUAGGAACACACUCAGGAAACUAUUCAACCUUAUGGCUUGUUAUUUUACUUGUAAUAUUAGUUAUAAAUUUUUUGAGGACGAUCAACCUGCAAAAAGCAACUUCAUGGCAGCAGAUUCUUCAGGCUUCAGAGAUUUUGAGGCUUCAGAAUUAGAUGAUGAAUUUGGAAAUGAUCUAUAUGCAACAAUCCCUGAGAUGACAACAGGACAAUCAAGCAAUAUUGCAGGACUCUGCUCCUGCUAGCAAAGUGGAUGAAGACAGCAAAAUUAAAGCUUUUAUUGAAAAUUCUGGUUUUAACUGGCAGCGUCAAUCUUUUUAUGGUUUUGGCCCUGGGAGAGGAUUCGGAAGAGGCGGAAGGGGUGGUCGAGGUUUUGGUCGAGGUGGUUUGGAGCGGAAAACACCUCCGCAAGGCUACAUUUGUCAUAGGUGCAAGGUUCCUGGUUGCUGCUGACAUUCCUUCACUGAGGAAGGAGUUGGAGGUGUCUGAAAGAAAAAUAGGGAACUUGAAUAAAUCCUUCCAUGCUUACAGCAAGGUCAUGAAAGAACUAACCUGCAUUGAGAUAAUUGUUCCUGUCAAGAAUCUUCUCAGGAAGAGGGUGGCUUGUCGAUCACUGCAAUCAGAAUUUCAGGCUGGGCAAGAAUCCUUCAGAUCUAUCAUUAGAUGAUACUACAGAGGAGCAGCUGGGGCACUUCUUCUUUAUGAUAUAACAAGAUUCUCGGACCUGAUAGCGGUUGGCAACCAAUUCCUCUGACAGAAGUUAUAACUGCUGCUGCUGUGAAAAAAGCUUACAGGAAGGCUACAGUUGAGACGACUAGUUAUUCCUGAUAAGUACUAUCAAGGCAUUGGCCCAAACUAUUCUCAGGAGAAGAUUGAUGAACUCAGGGAGUUGUGGAUUACAUAUGUCGGAGAUUAACACGAAGCACAUAUGAUGAAUGAGUUAUAACUUUCCGCCUAAUUUUUUUUAACCUUAAUCCACUUUUGGACAUACAUUAUAUUUUGGAUUUGGAUAUUGAUAUCAUGUGGAUGUGGCUAUAUAUAGGAUAGAUUUGAUCUUGUUUAUGAUUUAGAUUAAUAUUGAUAUGUAUAUAUAGUAGUUUUUUUUAGAAGUUUAGAUUUAUGAAUAUUAGUUGAAUUAUUUUAUAA